This is a messenger RNA of Bemisia tabaci, 4651 nucleotides long. NCBI's taxonomy places the organism in Eukaryota, Metazoa, Arthropoda, Insecta, Hemiptera, Aleyrodidae. The record is from RefSeq and is a predicted model, not a curated record.
UGCCGCCGUCGCACGGCCACACCGCGCAACGAAUUCGCCGCGCCACCGCACCGCUCUCGAGUUUGAAGUUCGCCGCGGAUCUCUCCAUCCCGUACUAAGUUAACCUCAAAGUGAAAUUGUGAUGCAAUUGAUGCAAUGUGAAUUGUUUGGAGUGCUGUGAUAAAGAAAAUGAGUGGCGUAUCAUCAAGGACCAAAAAUAUUUUGGCGCUGGCGAAAGCUGCGUUUUUUGCUGAAGCUAAUGAUGUGGCUGCCAGUAGCUCCGAUGAGAGUGAGAGUGAGGCGGAAUCUGAGCUCACAGAGGAGCAAGUCUCCACUCUGAAGGAAUUAGAUCAUUUGAUAAAUGACUGGUCACAAUCUCCAAUACACCACCAAAUUGUUCAAAAUAAUGAAGUGUCAAGUAACCCCUCAAUUUGCCGUAAUCUGUUCAAAGAUGCAACCAUCGAAAGUAAUGACCAACAACAGGUAGACUCCUCAAUUUGCCGUAAUCUGUUCAAAGAUGCAACCAUCGAAAGUAAUGACCAACAACAGGUAGACCCCUCAAUUUGCCGUAGUCUGUUCAAAGAUGCAACCAUCGAAAGUAAUGAUCAACAACAGAACCCUACCAAUAUUAUCUCAGCAGUCUCAACGUCAACAGUCUCAGCAGAAAUGGAUGAUUUGGAAAGGAAAAAGACAGAACUGGAAGAAGCAAGAGUACUCCUGAGCCAAAUGAACAGCAGAGUCAGGCUGUUGGACCACUCACUUCUUACGGGGUGCACUGGCCCAAAUGACGAAGAGUUGAAAAAGAAGGACAAGGCUGAUAAUGAAAGAUUUGAUGCAAUUAUGGUGUCUUUGUUAUCAGCAUCAGAAAGGCAGUCAAUAACAGACUCCAUGAAUGCUAUUUUACGAUGUGACUUUCCCGAAAGUACUGGUGAUACCACUGACAAUAAUAAUCUUGAGGAAGCUACCGGUGAAGCAGAAGUAGUUGGUAUUUCUGGUUUUUCUGACUCUUCUAAAACUACUGGUGAUGCCAAUGAGAACCCUAAUCAUGAGGAAGCAGUUGCUGAAGCAGAAAAAGUUGGUAUUUCUGGUUUUUCUGACUCUUCUAAAACUACUGGUGAUGCCAAUGAGAACCUUAAUCAUGAGGAAGCAGUUGCUGAAGCAGAAAAAAAAAUCCAAGCAGAUGAUGAAAAAAUGAAAGUCAUUAAUGGAAAAACCGGUUUGCCAGUUGACAUUAUUGACUCAGAGAAAAUUGAGUUGCCAGUUGAAAUUAUUAUGAAUCACAGGAAAGACGAACCGGAUCCAGAUGAAGUUAUCACAGAGUACUUUCAGAUUUUGACUGAAAAUGAAAUUCUAGCGGAUACUGAGGAAGCAGAAUCAGUCAUAGAAACUUUGGAUGAAGCUGCAGUUUUCGAUUUUCCUGAAAGUGGGAGCAGCCCGGUUUAUGGAUAUCAAUAUGACUUUGAGUCAACAGAGGUUGAGGAUGCUAUCAAUACUGUAGUGCAGUCAGAAGAAGUUGGCUCUUCUCAAUCACUUUCACCAAAGGCCAAAAAAAAGGCAACAUAUCCAAGACAAAAAUCGUCAGGAAAGAAAGGAAAAAAGAAGAAAAACCCCUUUUUAACUCGCCGGCAAAACUAUUGUAUGUUUUGUAAGAAACUAGUUACCAAUUUUACCGCACAUAUUCAAAGAGAGACUAUAUUAGAACAUCAGAGAGAGAUCUACUCGGCUGAACUUCAAAGGGAAGGAUUGACCUCCCCGAGAAAAAAUGAAAUUAACUACCUCCUUGAAAACCUUCCAUUAAUUGAGGAGUAUAGAGAAGCCAAAUCAUCAGAGAAAAAACUGGAAAUUUCUACAAAACUGAGAGGUAGAGGCAAUUUUUUGUACAAUAAAAAGCAAGCAGAACAUAAUUUUGAAUUACUUCCAACCCGUAGACUUGCCGCAAAUUCCAAACUGAAGUCAGUUUCCGUUGACACUCAUGUACCAUGUUCAGGAUGCGGUAAUAUGUAUCUAAGUAAAACGUUGUAUAGGCACAAGAAGUAUUGCAAAGUUGAACCAUUAAUUCUGAAUCCUUCCCUCAAAGGAUCCAAAAGAAAAAUGAGAGUUUUAAAAAGUGAGAAAUAUGCUUCUAGCUAUCAACUACAACUAAAAGGAAGUGGUGUGAGUGACAUACUACGACAAAAAGUAUGGCCCAUUUUUCAGAAUGAUGUAGUAGCAUUGGUGGCCAAAAAUGAUCGACUAAUCUGUCUCUUUGGGUCAGAAAUUAUCGGCAGUCAUUUAGCAUUUCAACAGCUGCGACAAGUCACAAACCGCAUGAGAGAUCUGGCCAGGUUGCUGAUCGAGUUGAGGGAACUCGACCCAGAAAUCAAGACCCUAGCAGAUGCUCUCAAACCGCACAAAUUUAAACACAUCCUUGUGGCAACCCAGAAACUCAGUGGGUAUAACGCAGAAACUGGUUAUGUCAAUGUCGUAACAUUCCCUACACGAAUUUCCACAUCUUUGAAACUAUGCAUCCAAAUUAAUCUGUGCGACAUAAUUGAAAACGAAAAUACCCCCCAAGACAAAAAGCUUGAAGCACAGAACACUGCAAAUUUAAUGGAAACCCUAUUUAAGGCUAGAUGGGCUCCAAAUAUUUCUAGUAAUGCGGAAAAAACCAAGAAACUUAGGAACUCAAUGAAAAAACAAAUUAUGCCGGACAAUCAAGAUAUUAAACUUUUAAUUGACUAUCUUGAAGACCAGCAGUUAGAAUUUUACAGUGAGCUGCAGCUAGGUCACAAUUUGAUCGAUAAUUAUGAUAAACUCUGUAAGUGUUUGAUUGCUUUGAUUAUCUUGUACAACCGCAGGCGAGCGGGGGAAACAGCACGCAUCGAAUUGCAGUUCUAUCAAAACAUUAAUGAUGAUGAGCCAGUGAACCAAGAUAUUCAGAAUUCCUUGAAUGAGAACCAACAGAAAGCUAUGAAAACUUUUUCUUGCUUCCAUAUUCUUGGGAAAAAUAAGCGGACUGUUCCAGUCCUCAUAACUAAACAAAUGAGAUGUAGCAUAGAUUUACUGAUUGAAUUAAGGAGUGAGGUUGGCGUAGAUGAUAGCAAUCCUUAUCUAUUCGCAAAAUCAUUUUCUACCGAUCCGUAUGAUGGAACCAAGAUAUUACGUGAAUUCAGAGCUAAAAUUUCAUUGAAAAAUCCGGCUCAUUUGACUAGCACCGGAUUGCGACACAAUAUCGCAACGAUGUCAGCAGUUAUCAAUGUGUCAGAAGAAAACCGCUCAAAAUUGGCUGAUUCCAUGGGUCACGACUUUGUGAUUCAUAGAAAAAACUACUCUUUGCCUCAACAGGAGGUAGAGCGAGGUGUAGUUGGAGAGAUUUUAUUGGCUGCUGCACGAGGAAAGUUGUUUGAAUCGGCGGCAGGAACCUCUGCCACAAAAAAUCACCCAGAAGACCAUGGCAAUGAUAAAGAAUACAAUGAAAAUCUCAGGUCUCUCAACGAUGAAGCCGUACCUGCAGCCGUACCUGCAGCUGUACCUGCAGCUGUUAACAGUGAAGGUGACGUUCCUGAAAUAGUUGAUUUAUCUGAAAGAAAAGACCACCAUUCGGACGGGGAAAAAACCUCUUCUUCUGACUCUGAAGUUGACUGUCAAGUUUUAAGACGAAAGUACCUCAAGAUGAGAGUGCCACAACAAAACCUACCCGCUAGUCAAUCUUGGCACUCUGCUAAUGCAACCAUAAUUACCGGAAAGAAACCUAAAAAGAGAUGGUCAAAUGCAGAAAAAAAAGCUAUCAAAAGACAGCUUUCUGAUUGCAUGGCAAUGGGAAUAAACCCUAAACAACAGCGAAGUGAGGCUUGUAUUAAUGCUGAGCCAAUUUUAGCAGGCCGCACUUGGACUCAAGUAAACGGUCUAAUUAAUAAUUAUAACAAAGGUAAAUUAGCUGAUGGUUAUUUUUCCGAUUUGGAUGAGUAACUUUAAUUAAUUAAUUGUGAUAUCCUGGUAUACUUGUCAACAUCUAACAUUGAUUUGUAAAAUCAUCACAUCAAUCAGCAUUGGAUGCUGACUAAUAGUAAGGUUAGUGGUGUUGAAAAUCACCAUUGAGAAGUUAAAUUUUCCAAAUUUUUAUUUUAAACUAUUUUUUCCCAUAGUUUUAAUUCCUUGAUUUCAGAUGUUAUUUAUAGAAAUUAAAAAGACUGUGUAUUCACCCACAAUCUGAAUUAAAUUAUGUAUUGAUGUCACUCAUUAUCACCUCAGGACUCAUUAUCACCUCAGGACUCAUUAUCACCUUUGUCUUCAACAGUGUUUGAAAAAUUCUAUCUAAGUCGCAAAGAAUAGAAUAAUCGGUAUAGAAAUUGCAGUCUCUCCACUUUUUAAAUUCAUUUUGUAAAAGUGAUUUUAAUUUGAUUGGGGUUCGAGGUAGAGGCACUGUUGCCUUUUUGUGGUACUGUUUACUAAUUAUUUUUUAAAUGAAGAUUCUGAACUUGAAUGCAAUGUUAUAAUGCAAUUUUCUAGAAGUUACUUUCUCUUUUAAGUGUUUUUUUUUCUCCAGUUGAUUGUUAUCCUUUUUUUUCUUCUCCCAAAUGUUAUGGGAAGAGUCUGAAACUUAGUGAAACCUUUUAAAUAAAGCUCGUUGCAGUAGAAUCUUCUUUAUUGAAAGUUUAGCUCUACACCGCUCGAGCCAUGAAAAAAAAAAAAA